CCUUCUCUGCUUUUGCAUUUACGACCAAUUGGUAAACAACCUAUCCUGCUUUACGGCAGAGCUUAAUCUUUACGUUAGAGAGUGGCAACAGUACACAUUGCAUCUAAACUGCUAACAUACUGUCUGAAGAGUGCUGCAUAGGCAAUGCGCUUUGGACUGCCUGCUACAGAAGGAUUGCAGGCUGGUGGACCUCUGAGGGCAUUCUUUGUGAUUGCGUUGCUUAGCGUGUUGAUGCUCACGCUGCUGAGGACUGUGGGAUUGAGAGCGUUCUCCAUGGCAUCCGAGACCUACAUGUCGGGCACACACUCUGCUGCCUUCGUUACCUGCCCCAACGAACAGGUGGCCAAAGAUCUGGCCAGGGGAAUCGUUGAGAAGAAGCUGGCUGCUUGUGUCAACAUCGUCCCCCAAAUUACAUCUGUAUAUGAGUGGCAGGGGAAGAUCCAGGAGGAUAGUGAAGUGUUGCUGAUGAUAAAGACCAGAAGUUCUAAGGUUGCAUCUCUGGCAGAAUAUGUUAGGUCCAACCACCCAUAUGAAGUAGCAGAGGUCAUCAGCCUACCCAUAGAGCAGGGCAACCCACCCUACCUCAAGUGGCUUGGUGACACUGUACCAGAAUGAUGGGUGGAUGGAGAGAGGAAGGGAUAGGUGGAUGGACAGAGGAAGGCUGCGAGAAAUGUAUUUGGAAUAAUAAAAUCUGCAGAAAUGUGACUAAAACGUAUUUUUACUGUUUCAGUGUUGUCCUGGUUUUGACCAAUAGAGGGAUGCAGUGAAAGGGUCUAUCUACAGUCAGGUCCAAAAUGAUUGGCACCCUUGAUAAAGAUGAGAAGAAAAGGCUGUAUAAAAAAUAAAUACUACUAGUACUGAGCGUUAUUGUAUCAUAUAUUAUAUUUUAUGCUAAUAAAGAUGGGGGUCAGAAUUAUUGUUUUCAAAUCCACACCCUGUGAGGUUAACAGCACAGAGCCUUUUUGUAAAAUAUUUUACGAGAUUGGAGAACACGUUGGAGGGGCCUUGCACUGUUCCUCCAUACAGAGUCUUUAAAGAUCCUUGCUAUCAUUUGUCUGCUCUUAUGGACUGCCCAUGGGGUUAUUUAUGGCUUACGCAUCUUUUUUUCAACUCAAAACCCACCACUGGUGUGCGUCACCAAAGAGCUCUAUUUUUAUGUCAUCCAACAGAUGUAAACGCCAUUGGUACAUGGACUGGAUCUGGUGCUUUAUCCUCGCAAGGUGAGGUGUUGAAAACAGGGGCGCCAAUCAUUUUAGCAAAAAGAUAGAGGUGAGAAAAAUAUUACUUCUCAAAAUCUUUCUCUGAGCGUAUUAGUAUAAAAUAAUAUAAUAACUGAGCAUAUAAUACAGCUCAGUAUUUGAAUUAUUUAAUUUAUACAGACUUUUUUUGCUCAUCUUUAUCAACUUAAGUUUGACACGUCAUACAUUAUCUGAUUGCUUUUCCACAAUCAAUACUGCUGAUUAAUUUAAAGAGCCGACAAACCGUUCCCUUAACACUCAUAAAUACUGUUGGAAAGUGACAGAAGGGUUGUCCUGCUGUGAUCAGAAUAUCUGAUUGCUCUGAUCAACAUGUAUCUCUUCCAUACUGAGACCAAUGGUAUACCAGUGACUUGGAAUAAAUACAAAAAUCACAUUA
Oncorhynchus kisutch (coho salmon) is the source of this 1635-nucleotide messenger RNA. Its product is annotated as protein CutA homolog. Gene Ontology annotation, molecular function: copper ion binding. Lineage: Eukaryota; Metazoa; Chordata; Actinopteri; Salmoniformes; Salmonidae. Gene Ontology annotation, biological process: response to metal ion. Bases 145 to 615 code for a protein of 156 amino acids. The transcript is spliced from 7 exons. The record is from RefSeq and is a predicted model, not a curated record.